UCUUUGAUCGCUUUAGUCUGCGUUUGUUUUUGACACAGUCAACAUCUUUGCUGUCCGAAAUGGCUCAGGAUCCGCAACCACUUUACUUUGCCGUUGGUCCUGGCCCCAACGAGAUCACCUGUCCGUACUGCAGGACGAAGGGCAAGACCCGUGUGGUGCGUUCCUGGCUGCGAUGCUGCACCAAAAGGCACCACUGUGGUGCCUGCGGGGAGUACCUGGGCGUAUUCCGCCGUCCACAGCUGUAGAUCAUCACUGAAGAUGUCAUCCGCUCGAUUUGUUAACACAAGGAGAAAUAAUAUAACAAAAUGCUAAGCUUUUUAAUGAAAAAGGUGCCUUCUUGUAGAAUAUUUUAAUGUUU
Drosophila elegans is the source of this 358-nucleotide messenger RNA. RefSeq lists its product as uncharacterized. Lineage: Eukaryota; Metazoa; Arthropoda; Insecta; Diptera; Drosophilidae. The transcript has a single exon. The record is from RefSeq and is a predicted model, not a curated record. Bases 60 to 245 code for a protein of 61 amino acids.